Molecule: messenger RNA, 1233 nt
Organism: Durusdinium trenchii
Lineage: Eukaryota; Dinophyceae; Suessiales; Symbiodiniaceae
Source: the annotation of a GenBank genome assembly
AUGUUCUUCAUAUGGGUGGCCCUUGUCCUCCAGUCAGCCAGAAGUGCUGAGUACAAGGCCAGCCACACUGUGGCAGCCAACGGUGAUAUAGAGUCACUUCAAGCAGGUCCGGGCUACGUUCGAAGAGAAAGCCGCUCCAGCCAGGAUGGAAGCUUUGUUCACCAAGAGCCAGCUGUAAGCAAGGUCGUGGUGAGUGCAACGGAGGCCGUUUCCAAUUUGACCGUUAAGCCUGGUAAAGGAGAUCAAAUGGUGGGCGUUUGGAAGGAUGAAUCAAAGGAAGCAUCUACAGCAAUGUCCUUGUCCUUCUUGGCUUCCUUGGGUUUCAUCUUGUCGGUCUUUUACAUGGUCAACAGUGGCAACGCCGCUUUGAAGGUAUCGACAUGGAAGAUCUUGGUCUCCAGCAUCUCUCUUUUCUCGGUGGUGCUUCUCUUCAUGGUUUUGAAGAAAAGUUGGAAGAUGAUGAUGGGGACAUCAGAGUCAGAUGAGGCGAAGCUGAUCAGCGACGUGAUUUCAGCCAUCCGAUUCUUACUACUUUGGUUCUUGGUGCCCUUUCUGCUGAAGAGGAAGAUGGAGAAUGAGACUCUGAAAGAAUCGAUCAGACUGAUAGGUGUACCUUUGCUGGGCUUUGCAGGAGCCGAUGCCUUCACAGAUAUUCUAAAGCAAGACGCCUUCGCCUCAAGUCAAUACAUCUACCUGGUCGGUGUCCUUUGUGUCUCUGUGUUGCUUGGAGCCUUGCAGUGGGCCACGCGGAAAUUGAGGCUUCGGUGGACUUCUUCAGGUGAUGAAGCGGAGGGAGCGGGCGCCGGAGGGUGGACAACAUUGGUGGAAGACAUGGAGCUUGAAUCUACGGCGUUCAUCGUGAGCUUUUUGUUCUCGAUGUGGGCACGCUUUUGCGUCACUGGUGCAGUUCCAGGUGCCAGAUAUAGCCGCAAGAUCACUGGAGAUGAUGUGAAUUGGCUCUUUUGCUUCGUGAUCGUCGUGGUGGUCCUCGCUGCUGCAGCUCUUUAUGUGCCUGUGCCCGGAGCCAACGAUUUGGAGGGCUCGUUUUCUGUAUUUUGUUGUUUGCAGUUCAUGAUCUCAAGCACCACAUUGCUGCCACCCGUUGAGGGAGAGCUUCAGCAGCCUUUUCAUUCAGAAGCUGAUGAGGACCUCGAUAAGGGUCCUUUGGAUGACCUUUGGCUGGCUGGUCUUCUUCCUCUGCCAGUGGCUGCUGUGGAACAUGACGGCAGAUGA